Sycon ciliatum is the source of this 2806-nucleotide messenger RNA. RefSeq names its product homer protein homolog 2-like. The record is from RefSeq and is a predicted model, not a curated record. Gene Ontology annotation, molecular function: G protein-coupled glutamate receptor binding. Gene Ontology annotation, biological process: regulation of store-operated calcium entry; G protein-coupled glutamate receptor signaling pathway. Gene Ontology annotation, cellular component: cytoplasm; plasma membrane. The transcript is spliced from 11 exons. Bases 519 to 2243 code for a protein of 574 amino acids. Lineage: Eukaryota; Metazoa; Porifera; Calcarea; Leucosolenida; Sycettidae.
UUGUGGUGCCGUUUGCUAUGUUGGCUGGUUUGUGUUUGACCAAACCCCCUUUCUUUAUCUCCCUCUGUGCGUGUUUGCACGGGGCUUAUCUUGUUCGUCCGGUAACUACGGAGGGAGCAGGCCUAAUCACGAGUUGAUUUCGGAAGCCUUGAAUUGCACGUCGCUCCCUCUUCUCCGAAUUUUGGGUGCAUGUAGACUCAAAUUCCCCCAGUCACGCAUGCAGUGACAGCAUCGGGUGAUCUGGUGAAGAAGGAGUCGUGCGCUCCCAGCGACUCCUGCCGACGAAGGAGAGCGUUGCGCCACUCCCAGCACGCUAUGGCCGCCGCAUCACUUAGCCGGAGCGACAUGAGAUAGCGACUUAUAAUCGUUAGCAACGGUCACUGUCUCAUUGUUCGACGCAGAGCAGCCACGCGAGGUGUCUUCAGCGUAGUAUUCGUGCGGGAAUAGUUGAGUUGGUUUCGCUCCUACCUCUGUGUGAUUGACCCGCAAGUCCGGGAUCCUAACCGGCACCGACCAACAUGGGGUCUAAGGAACUGCAGGUGUUCACGACAAAGGCGCACAUCUUUUCUCUGGACAAACGCACCAAGAAGGACUGGAAACCAUUGUCGGCCAAUCAAGCUGUUCCGCUCAUUAUUUAUCACAAUGAGGAGACGGGUGUUUUCAGACUCAUCUCUUUCACCGGUGACCAGACGGUUCUCAUCAACUGCACUAUGGAUGCAAGCAUGAAGUUUAUACGACCGUCGUCCAAGUUCUGUCAGUUCCUAGACACGACAGCGCGUAAGACCUACGGCCUCGGAUUCAGCAGCUCUGCAGAGCAGACCAAGUUCAAGGAGCAGUUUGAAUCGGUUGUCGAGACCCUGGCUGCACAAGGUCGGCAGGACAAGGAGAGUGAGCACAGCGAUGGUGGUGGCGUGGCCGACACUUCGGAGAAGGCUGCUUUGGUGAACUCCUCCGGUCGUCCAGAGAGCCCAGCGUCAUCACCUCCCGUGCACAGCAAGCAGAACUCCCACGACGCUAUGGCUGCUCCAGUUCCGGCGUCGCACGACAGCAAGACGACCACCCCGGCCGGAACGGCACCCGUCUCACCCACCACAGAGGAGCAACCGCCGCUGGUCCUCGCCGCUGUUACAGCCAUCCCGGAUACCGGACCCACUACUGCCAAACAAGCCGUUCAGGAUGGGUAUGGCAACGAGACAGUUCCGGCAGUGACUAUCGCAUCGCCAGCACCGAUCGAGAACGCACAGAGCUUCAACGGCAGCAGCGGCAAUACUGACGUCCCUCCGAGCCCCACCAGGAAACACCACGACAACGCACCCCGUCGCGAACGUCCCGGCUCUGGGUCGGGCAGAAGGACCGGCGGCAAUCUACUGACUAAGCUGUUGAGCGGCGGAGGUUCUGGUCGUGACGUCAGGGACGAAGGUAGCGAAGGAGAGACACUGCCCGCAGGGAGCACUCAAUCAAAGCUGGAGUCGAGCGGUGACCACGGACCCCGUUCCGUUGUCUCACCCACGGAGAUCAACGUCAAAGCAGGAGCACUGUAUAGAAGAGAGAACAAUGCUCGCGAUGACAGCCCGCAGCGCACCACGCAGCGCCGUCCGUCCAUAUCCGGCCCUUCUGCACCGGAUGCGUCCGACCAGCUUGCUCAGCUCAAGAAGGAGAAUGAUCAGCUGAAGAUCGCCUUGGCAACCAGCUCAUCGCGUGCUAACCAGUGGGAGACAGAGCUGCAGAAACUGAAACACAACAAUGUACGGUUGCUGACUACGCUGCAGGAGAGCCAGAGCAACGUUGAUGAGUGGAAGAAACAGCUGACACUCUACAAGGAUGACAACGCUAGCAUGAAGCAUAGGUUGAAGGAAAGGGAACUGGCGACCCAUCUGGUGACGCAGCUGCAGCAAGAAGCCAACGAAUGGGAGAAGACAAAGAGGCAACUCACAGAGGACCUUGCAGAUACCAGAACCAGGCUGGACAAGAAGGAGCAGGAAUGUGAAAGCUUGACCAACGACCUGGAGACCAUGUCCAUGCUAGCGCCCAAGCUACAAGCAGCCAAUGACAGAUGCAAGGAGCUGGGCAGUGCCAAAGCAGAGCUGACCGAGAAGCUGGCUGAAGUGCAAGACCAGCUUCGGCUAGCUCGCACGGCCAGCGCUAUACGACUGGAACGCCUCACGGAGCAGCACAGGUUACUCGGCGGGACACUGCUGGAGAUGAAUCAACUGCACUCCCAGAUGGAGCAGGACCUGCAGUAGAGCCAGCGCCAACACCCGCUCCAGCUAGCACAGCGUGCUCUCUUGCUGUGGCCACCCGGUGCUAGGUAACUUAUGGACACUGGUGAGUCAUGAAUGACAUCGUCAUCACAGUGGAGGCACUCAUUAUUCAGUGUGUUCUAUCAGCCAUGACAUCAUCCAUCCCCCAUGAUGACCACCCUGUGCUAACUAACUACUUAUGGACACUGGUGAAUCAUGAAUGACAUCGCCAUCACAGUGGAGUCACUCAUUAUUCAGUGUGUUCUGACAGCCAUGACAUCAUCCACGAUGUCAUGGCUGCAGUCAAUAUUAACAGUGGCAAAGCAGGAUCGCCAAUGAUGUCAUUGGCUGGCUGCCUAGCAUGUUUAUGCAUGUGCUGUGCUGUGAACCUGUACAUGUAAGUCGUUACAGUGGUUGCAGCACCUUGAUUCUUGAUAACACUAAUACCCUUGUCAUAUUGGACAAGAUCAGAAAACACUACAUCACUGUGGCAUAGGAUUAUGUCAUGAUGAUGUAAUAUCACUACCAGCACGUGCAUUUAAAAAAAGGAUAGACUAUGCCCUCUG